Cheilinus undulatus (humphead wrasse) is the source of this 3181-nucleotide messenger RNA. RefSeq names its product metabotropic glutamate receptor 7-like. The transcript is spliced from 10 exons. Gene Ontology annotation, biological process: regulation of synaptic transmission, glutamatergic; G protein-coupled glutamate receptor signaling pathway. The record is from RefSeq and is a predicted model, not a curated record. Gene Ontology annotation, molecular function: group III metabotropic glutamate receptor activity. Gene Ontology annotation, cellular component: membrane. NCBI's taxonomy places the organism in Eukaryota, Metazoa, Chordata, Actinopteri, Labriformes, Labridae. The coding region runs from base 159 to 2279 and encodes 706 amino acids.
AUCCAGCUGCUGGAAAACACAGACCCUGGCCUGCGUACAUAUUGAGUGCAAAGAUCCCUCAGAUCAGCUAUGCGUCAACAGCCCCGGAGUUGAGUGAUGACAGGCGCUAUGACUUCUUCUCGCGUGUGGUUCCCCCAGACUCGUUCCAGGCUCAGGCUAUGGUGGACAUUAUCCGAGCCUUGGGCUGGACCUACGUCUCCACCAUUGCCUCAGAGGGCAGCUACGGAGAGAAGGGGGUGGAGGCCUUCACACAGCUCUCCAAAGAAACAGGUGGAAUCUGCAUCGCCCAGUCCUUGAAAAUCCCCCACAACCCCAAGCUGGAGGAUUACGACAAAGCCAUCCAGCAACUGCUGGAAACACAGAACUCGCGGGCAGUCGUCAUCUUUGCCAGUGAAGAAGACAUACGGGGAGUUCUCAACGCCACCAAGAGGGCCAAUCAGGUGGGCCAUUUCCUGUGGAUUGGAUCUGACAGCUGGGGGGCCAAGAGCAGCCCAAUCCACCAACUUGAGGAUGUAGCAGUGGGAGCGGUCACUAUACUGCCCAAACGCUCCUCCAUUGAAGGGUUUGAUGAAUACUUUACCGGGCUCACCCUGGAGAACAAUCGCAGGAACGUGUGGUUUGCUGAGUUUUGGGAGGAAAACUUUGACUGCAGGCUGCUCAGCGCCUCAAAGAGAGAGGAUACAAGCCGUAAAUGCACAGGUCAGGAGAGAAUCGGGAUUGACUCCAAGUAUGAGCAGGAAGGGAAGGUGCAGUUUGUGAUUGACGCAGUGUACGCCAUGGCCCACGCACUCCACACCAUGCAGAAAGAGCUGUGUCCUGAUCGCCCUGGCGUUUGUCCACAGAUGGAAUCUGCUGAAGGGAAGACUCUGCUCAAGUACAUACGCAACACCAGCUUUAACGGCAGUGCUGGCACUUCUGUUGUGUUUAACAAGAAUGGUGAUGCUCCAGGACGCUAUGACCUGUUCCAGUUCCAGAUGACCAACUCAUCCACUCCUGAGUAUAAGGUGGUGGGACAGUGGGUGGAGACGCUCCAGCUCAGGCUGGAGGAGCUUCAGUGGCCAGAUGGGGAGCAGGAGGUGCCUAUCUCUGUGUGCAGCCUGCCCUGCAAAACUGGCGAGAGAAAGAAGAGGGUAAAGGGCAUGCCGUGCUGCUGGCACUGUGAGCUCUGCGAUGGCUACCAGUACCAGUACGACGAGACUUCCUGCAGACUGUGUGCAUACAACAUGAGGCCCAACCCCAACAGAACGGCCUGCCAGCCCAUCCCCAUCGUCAAGCUUGAGUGGCACUCUCCAUGGGCUAUAAUCCCCGUCUUCCUCGCCAUGCUCGGCAUCAUCGCCACUAUUUUUGUCAUGGCGACCUUCAUACGGUACAAUGACACACCCAUCGUGCGGGCGUCAGGCCGAGAGCUGAGCUACGUGCUGCUAACAGGUAUCUUCCUGUGUUACAUCAUCACCUUCAUCAUGAUUGCCAAGCCUGACGUAGCGGUGUGCGCCUUCAGGAGGAUCUUCCUCGGCCUGGGAAUGUGCAUCAGCUACGCUGCGCUGCUUACAAAAACGAACCGCAUCUAUAGGAUCUUCGAACAGGGAAAGCAGACAGUCACAGCCCCACGCUUCAUCAGCCCCACUUCUCAGAUCGCCAUCACCUCCAGUUUGAUCUGCGUGCAGCUGCUUGGCGUGCUAGUAUGGUUCGCCGUGGACCCUCCGAACACCAUCGUCGACUACGAUGAGCAGAAAACCAUCAACCCCAAGCUGGCACGCGGCGUUCUGAAGUGUGACAUCACAGACCUGCAGAUAAUCUGCUCACUGGGCUACAGCAUCCUGUUGAUGGUGACAUGCACCAUCUAUGCCAUCAAGACCAGGGACGUACCAGAAGACUUCAACGAGGCCAAGCCCAUUGGCUUCACCAUGUACACCACUUGCAUAGUCUGGCUGGCCUUCAUCCCGAUUUUCUUUGGCACGGCCCAGUCAGCAGAGAAGCUGUACAUUCAGACAACCACGCUGACCAUCUCCAUGAACCUCAGUGCCUCAGUCGCACUGGGCAUGCUCUACAUGCCCAAGGUGUACAUCAUUAUCUUUCACCCCGAGCUCAACGUACAGAAGAGGAAGCGUAGCUUCAAGGCCGUGGUCACAGCCGCCACAAUGUCAUCACGUCUGUCCCAGAAGCCCAACGAGAGGCCCAACGGAGAGGCCAAAACUGAGCUGUGUGAGAACCCGGCUGCAGACCCCAUGAGUCAAGCAACCAAGAAAACAUAUGUGAGUUACAACAACCUCAGGAUCUGAUCUGCUUGAAAAACAGAUGCUGUCUUAAUCUAUGAUUGAAAAGAAGACGGGAGCUCUAGAGGAACAAAGAGAGAAACAGGAAGGAGUGAGUGCAGGCAUCUCCGCACCACCUGCAGCACCUAUGCACUCCAGGGCUGUGGAUGGCAUCCAACCUCCAUCCAAGACAUGAUCCACGAGUCCUGGCAGAGACUAGCACGGCUGUGGGCCAGUGUGGCUGGCUGGGCCUCACCGACCAAAACAGUAGGCUUUUAAACAUGUGUUGUGGCCCCUUUUUUCUCUCCGACUGAGAACAAUUUGCCUGCUAAAAGGGGUCACUGUGAAUGAGGACGACCGCAAAAAAGAGGAAAGUGGAUCUGCUUUCAAGAUAUUUUCUUUUGAAAUGUCAUUAAAGCCAUAUUCUCUUGGGGUUCCCAUUAUCUGAUUUCUGUUUUGUAUUGUUUCUGAGUGAUUUUUCUUCUGUGCCUCUUUUACUUGCAGUUGAUUUUAUUACCUUGAACAGCGAGCUCUGCCACAUACAGUAUUUUGUUUUACUGAAAUCAACUGAAAUCAGUCCCAGAUGAUUAUUAUGUAAGGAGUGAUAAGCAUUGUAAGUAUAUUUUUUGUAAAUAUUUGAGAGUAUUUUCAUGUUUGGAGUACAAAAAAAACUAGAUAUAAAGUCUUUGUUCAAACUGGAUUUUGGAUGGUAACGAAAAAGCACCACAAAGUGUUCACUUUGCAUGUGCCAAUGUAUGUCUGUUCUAUUUGAUGUAAACAAAAAAAGAGAAAUAAAUUCUGAAAAUGAUAUGAGCUUCAGCAUCUUUCUGAGAUUUGUUUAUUUUUAGCAGAACUGAACUUCAUCAAAAGACAGAAUAUGGCUUUAAUCUGUUGUUGAAUUGAGUCCCCCGCUCCCCCCAAGCCCUGUA